Molecule: messenger RNA, 4301 nt
Organism: Anguilla rostrata (American eel)
Lineage: Eukaryota; Metazoa; Chordata; Actinopteri; Anguilliformes; Anguillidae
Product: interleukin-31 receptor subunit alpha
Exons: 16
Coding region: 321-2570 (749 amino acids)
Biological process (GO): cytokine-mediated signaling pathway
Cellular component (GO): signaling receptor complex; external side of plasma membrane
Molecular function (GO): cytokine binding; cytokine receptor activity
Source: RefSeq, a predicted model, not a curated record
UGUACUUGUUUUUUGAAGGACAUGCACACUGGCAGGAGUAUUUAGCAGAUGCAUUCUUGUAUACGUGUGAUGCAUUUAUACAUAUGUGAUGGGGGAAGGGAUUGAGGAAGGACAUGACGAGUGUAACCCAAGUCAUCUAACUAGUGAACGAAAGCCCACGUUUUCCUCGCAGCUCUCAGUAUGCUAAUUUACUACAUGUAGAGCGCGGAACACAGUUCAAGACGCACUUUCCAGUUCAAACUCUUUCCAGAAGGUGCCCGUGCAAGACAACUAUGGCUCGCGCAGUUGCGACUUUGGCUCGAUGAAGGCAGAAUAAAAUAAUGUGGCAAUUGGCUCGCGUUGCUCUGUUUAUCAUCGGCGCUCUCUCUGGCAAUUGUUGGAGCCAUCCUGAGAAAUCUUCAGUAAUAAGCAGCUGCCUCAAGAGUUUUAAUUAUGACCACUGUCACUUAACCCCAGAAGGUGUUCAUGAUUUAGAUUGUUAUCAACGGCGACCAGAGAAAAAGACACGGUGUGUGUGGAAACCGGGACAACGGUCCUCAAAUAAAACAACCUACAGUCUCGUCAUAGAACAGAAAGAGAGAGAUUUCUGCGAAGGGUAUGAAAAUAUAUCCAAGACGACACAUCUGUUCGAGCCAUACACAGAUCAUGAAAUGACUGCAUACGUUGUCGAUGCUAGCAGUGAUGAGACGAAUUGCACGAUGGCAAUGUUCAAUGGGACACCAAAAUAUCUUGUGCGAUGUGGGCCCCCAGUACGGACUACCUUUAAACGAAACUCAAGACAAUUGGUGAUACAGGUCUUUUGGAUGGACAAAAAUGUAAAGAAAUUCCUUGUUAAAUACCGAGAGUUGAACAGCCUCCCUUGGAAAGAGGUGGACUCCUGUGAGAAAAAGGAGUGCAUUGUGGAUAAUCUGACCUCGUCACUGUCUUAUGAAGUUAAAGUGCAGUGUGUCAUAAACUUGAAAUGCCACCAGUGCCCCUGGAGCAAUGUUGCCAUCGUUCCACCUGAGCUAACCAGUACACCUGUUAUAGAAAAAUUUGAUGUCAUUUCACAGAAAAUGGGGAAGAGAUUGAUAGUCGCACACUGGAAGCUCGCAAACAGUGAGGCUGUGUCUGGCUACGACGUGGAGGUGGGGAAGGAAUCUGGGGAGUUCAGUCAGACACUAAGUGUCACCAAACCUAUGUUGAGUCUGAUCCUCUCGGGGUCGGCCUAUUACAUCAACAUUUCAGCCUUUAAUAGUGCUGGGACCUCACCCUCAGCUCACAGAGUGGUACCUGCUAUUACCAAUGCACAGGACUGGGGUUUGAAUGGGAAUCUGAACAUCACCUUCAGAAGCAACAACACGUUUGAGAUUUCCUGGAACCACACUUUGACUAGAACUUACUGGUGUUACUCUGUGGAGUGGGGUCUGAAGGGAGAGAAGAUGUCAUCCCGCCCACUACAUCGAAAAAGCAGCAACCGCGAUGUUAUCUCUCUGAAAGCCCCACUGCAGCCCUACAAAAGGUAUGUGUUCCUUUUACACACAAGACCUGACAAAGACACCUGUAAUCUCAAGAGUAUCAACAACAGUGAGAGCACCAACGGCAGGACCGAGGCCUACGCCAAGGAAGGAACUCCAGCUAGCUCCCCUGGAAACAUCACCUGCUUGGUGAGCAGCACCUCAUUAGCAUUAGCAUGGGAGCCUGUCCCAGAGGAGGAUGCCUGUGGAUUCAUUUUAGGCUACAACUUAUACUACGCGGAGAAUGGCAAAGGGCAGAAUUCCUCAGUGGUUAUAGACGACGCUGGUGCAAAUGGCUACACUUUGUCUGACCUGAAAAGUCAAACUGCCUACGAGGUCCAGCUGUCAGCUUUCACUGCAGCGGGGGAGGGUGCGCGGAGCGCCUCCUUCUACUUCGAAACCGCAAAUCCCGGGUACAAGGCUGUAGAGGGUGCUGCAGCAGGGAUUGUUGGAGGAGUGGUGCUUCUCAUAUUGAUGGCCAAUCUCUCCUUCCUGUUGUGUCAAAGGGCCAAGAAAGUGUUCUGGCCAAACAUACCAAACCCAGGCAACAGCAAUGCCAUCCAAAAAAUAGAUGUUGUCUUUGAGCUGGAAGUACUGCAGCCCCUCAGCAGGGAGAUGCUGGCCCCGUUAGAGGAGAGUGACACCAGCAGCCUGCUCAUCAUUGAGGGAAUAGCCGAAACGCUCCCGGCCCCCGCCAGCCACCUGAGCGUCCCGGACCCGGACGAGCCGUCUCCGGCCAGCUCCGCGGCGGACCAGGAGAGCCCGUCUCCCAGCCAGUGGCGGGAACCCUCUCCCACUCCCACAGAGACCGCCGAGAGGCGGGCAGCACCGCCGGCAGCAGUGAGCGAUUACACCACCAUGGAGCUCUUCCAGCAGACCAUGGCUCAGCCCCAGGCACUGGGCCCCGGGAUGCAGGCCCAGCAGACCAUGGCUCAGCCCCAGGCACCGGGCCCCGGGAUGCAGGCCCAGCAGACCAUGGCUCAGCCCCAGGCACCGGGCCCUGGGGUGCAGGCCCAGCAGACCCAGCAGACCACGGCUCAGCCCCAGGCACCGGGCCCCGAGGUGCAGGCCUAGCAGACCAUGGCUCAGCCCCAGGCACCGGGCCCUGGGAUGCAGGCCCAGCAGACUAUGGCUCAGCCCCAGGCACCGGGCCCUGGGGUGCAGGCCCAGCAGACCAUGGCUCAGCCCCAGGCACCAGACCCUGGGGUGCAGGCCCAGCAGACCACGGCUCAGCCCCAGGCACCGGGCCCCGAGGUGCAGGCCUAGCAGACCAUGGCUCAGCCCCAGGCACCGGGCCCCGGGAUGCAGGCCCAGCAGACCAUGGCUCAGCCCCAGGCACCGGGCCCUGGGAUGCAGGCCCAGCAGACCAUGGCUCAGCCCCAGGCACCAGGCCCCGGGGUGCAGGCCCAGCAGACCCAGCAGACCACGGCUCAGCCCCAGGCACUGGGCCCUGGGGUGCAGGCCCAGCAGACCAUGGCUCAGCCCCAGGCACCAGGCCCCGGGAUGCAGGCCCAGCAGACCCAGCAGACCAUGGCGCAGCCCCAGGCACCGGGCCUCGUGGUGCAGGCCGUGCAGGCCCAGCUGGCCAGCAGCACUCUGGUCAGGCCUGAGCAGGACUACAUCAGGCAGUGCAUGUGCCUCCCCAUCUCAGCAGCAGCGACGGGCUAACCGGCAAGCGGUGUUCCUCUGCUCUCUGAGCCACACCCUGUCCUCCAGGUUACUGUAUGAAAUUACUGCAGUAUUCAUUCGCCGGGUGUGUUUACUGCUGACAGACAGGAAGUUGUUUUAAUUGGUUAAAGGACAAUGCCUACUCAAAGCCUGUGCCAAGAAUCUCGGAGUGGUGAUAGACAACAGGUUGUCCCACUCCAAGAACAUCGCAGCAGUAAGCCGGGCAUGGAGAUUUUUCCUGUAUAACAUCCAGAGAAUCUGCCCCUUUCUCACCACCUACUCAACCCAGCUCCUGGUCCAAGCAAUGGUUCUCUCCCGCCUGGACUACUGCAACUCUCUGCUGGCUGGACUACCGGCAUCUGCCACCAGACCCCUGCAACUCAUUCAGAAUGCUGCAGCUCGUCUGGUCUUCAACCUCCCCAGACACUCCCACGUCACUCCCCUGCUCACUACCCUCCACUGGCUGCCUGUUAUAGCUCGCAUAAAAUUUAAAACAUUGGUCCUAGCUUACCAGGCAGUCAAAGGGUCAGCCCCAGCAUACCUCCACAAGAUAUUCAAACCCUACAUGCCAGCCAGAUCCCUCCGUUCUGCUACCUCAGGAUGCCUGGCACCUCCCCCUCUUUGCACCUGCACUUCCAGAACACGUCUCCUGUCUGUUCUGGCCCCACGAUGGUGGAAUGACCUCCCCGUGGAGGUCAGAACAGCUGAGACACUGACCAAUUUCAAGCGACGACUGAAGACUCACCUCUUCAGGCUGCACCUCUCCCCAUCCCUCCUUAUAAUCUCUUAAAUGAUUGUAAGCUUAGGGUUGUAACUAGGUAGCUGUUUCGUAGGUGACUUAGUUAAUGCACCUAUCUUAACUACUGCUUGUAUUUUUUUCAUAGACUGCGUUGUUGCUGUUCUCGUUGUGUUAGUUUUAAUCAGUUUAACCUUCAGGGUCCAGGUUGAACUAUGCGGUUGUUCCCUGCACUUGGACCGAUACUUCUCUCUAGGGUUUUCGUCAUACUUGUUCCUGGUUAUGGUUAUACACUUUGCUGUACAUCGCUCUGGAUAAGAGCGUCUGCCAAAUGCCUGUAAUGUAAUGUAAUGUAAAAGCCACCUUACCUACCUACUUAAAGCAAUACCAUUCAGUGUCAA